AUGGCCGCCGCUGCUACAAUCCAACUGACAGCCCCGUCAAUAUUUGGUGGAGGUGUCAGUCAGCCUUAUGGCGUGUCACCAGCCACCCAAAUGGGUAACACGAACGACAUUACCAUUGCCGACAUUGAGGAGGCAAUCCGUCUGGCCCCCCUCUGCCGCGACGCACUAAAUCUCCUCGAUGCCAAGGUGCCGGACUUCAAUCAUCAAUACGCCUACACAGCCGAUGAGAUUUUGGCACUCCCCGUUGACACAGUUCGCUUGCCUGACGAGUUGCACGGCCUACCCCGUCGGAAGUCUACGCGGUCUUCCCUGGCUUCUGCCAUUGCGACUCUGUUGUAUCCCGCCACCCACGAGAAGGCUCUGUCAUCUGUGAUCCGGUACGAUGCCGCCCGUGUGAGACUGCGUGCGUGGGUCGCCCUGCAGCGGAAGUACGACAUAUUUACCGCCACCAAACGGAAUGGUCACAGCUUCCGCGGCUUGACUGGCGGAGCUGCUCCCGGUGUGCAUGCGCCUGUCUGGUCAUCCCGGAUCCUUGCCCAGGGCCCGUGGGACCCGUCAAGACAUCCCGUGUCGACUGCAGGCGUUAGAGCCAUUCCGAUGCCCGUCGCCGUAGCUGACGCCGCCGACCUGGCUCCGUUCUUUGACCACCUCGAGCUGGGCGGCACUCACGAGCUUGACGAGGACUCUGCCGGCGUUGACCUUGACAACGGUAAAGGCGAGCCGUAUUAUGGUGUCAAAGGAGCCGAAUUUCGAAAAGGUGUGGUUUACGAGGAUGGUCGCAUGGAUCUGUGCAAAAUGGUUGUUGGCCCAGACCACAUUGGCAGCCUGAUGGACAGCUUACGGCCGAACUCCUUCGUCCGACACUUUCUGCUGGGGAACAAUAUUAUUGGGCCCGUUGGGGCUCAUGAGAUUGCCCGCUUCAUUCAAGAUUUUCCUGAUCGCAUGGAUACUUGGUAUCUGGCUGGCAACUGCAUUGACGCUCCCAGCUUCAAGAUCCUCGUCGAUGCCAUGGUUACUUCGGACGCCGUGACAAAUGUCUGGUUGAAACGCAAUCCAUUGGGUCCUGCGGCCGCAGUAGAUGUUUAUCGGCUCAUGACCGAGACGAAAAACCUGCGCACCCUGGAUCUUGAUCAGACUGAACUUGGCGACGCCGGUCUCGCAGAGCUGUUUUCUCUUCUGGCAAGGUAUGGUGAUGUCUCCGGCCGUAAGUUGCCCCUGCGACAUCUGUACUUGAACGGUAAUGGCAUCUCGACAACGGCCGCCAAAGCACUUGCAGCCUUCCUCGCCUCGCCAGCCUGCGGUGUCACCUCGCUUUACCUGUCUUGCAACCCACUUGGUGAUGCGGGUGCACAGGCACUGGCCGAUGGUAUUCGUCAAGCUCCUCAAUUGACUCGUCUGUCGCUUCAGUCGACUGGCCUUAACACGGCGGGCGCCAUCGCCAUUGCUCAGGCUGUUACAUCACAUCCUGGGAUGCGCUCCCUAGACCUUGCGCAGGCGUAUGCGACAGUGGAUCUCGGACAGGCAUGGAACUACUUCGAAGACGGUAUUGCGCCGGUCUUCCGUGAGCUUCUGUCGACAAAUCAGACCCUUGAGUACCUGGACCUUGGCCAUUGCCCGAUCACGCCGCAGCUGUUACGAGAGAUUAACGCUGCUGUCCUGAACAGCUCGCUGCUGUAUUAUGAAGCGGAGUCCAUUCUCCCAGACAAGACAAUCAAGGCACCCAGAUUCAACCCUUCGGCUAAUCAUACAAUGCCUAAUAUCCACUCGUUUACAGCACCCUCGAAAGAUGAGAAGGCUGCCGAAAAAGCCGUUGAGGAUCAUCUAGAAGCCAACGUGAAGGCUAAGUAUGGCGACCAAAUGACCUACUCGCACUUCCUGGAAGAGGAGAAACGCUGGAUUGUCAACGAUAAAACCGACGUACGAAAAAUUGAUUCGGUAUACCGCAACCGCGAUGCUGGGUUUGCGCGUCGGCGACUUAAACUUUUAGUCAAAGAGUGGGAUGAGAAUGACGAUACCCUCAACCGGGUGAUGAAUGCCCAGGGUCCUUUCUGCACUCGGCGCAAACACUGA
This is a messenger RNA of Colletotrichum truncatum, 2070 nucleotides long. RefSeq names its product leucine rich repeat protein. Gene Ontology annotation, molecular function: GTPase activator activity; protein binding. The record is from RefSeq and is a predicted model, not a curated record. NCBI's taxonomy places the organism in Eukaryota, Fungi, Ascomycota, Sordariomycetes, Glomerellales, Glomerellaceae.